Molecule: messenger RNA, 963 nt
Organism: Fusarium keratoplasticum
Lineage: Eukaryota; Fungi; Ascomycota; Sordariomycetes; Hypocreales; Nectriaceae
Product: Methyltranfer-dom domain-containing protein
Exons: 5
Coding region: 1-963 (320 amino acids)
Molecular function (GO): methyltransferase activity
Source: RefSeq, a predicted model, not a curated record
AUGGAGUCUAACGAGAUAUAUGACCAAGUUAAUAGGCGAUACGGCUCAAUCACGAAGAGCAGCACCGGACAGUAUGAGCAAACCGUUGCGAAAGCGUUUGGGUACACAGAAGAAGAGCUCGCUGGCAUCCCCGAGGGUGCGAACCUGGGCUUGAGCUGUGGCAACCCAAUUGCACUCGCAAGGCUGAGAGAGGGCGAAACCGUUGUUGAUCUUGGGUCUGGCGCUGGCUUCGAUCUCUUCACGGCUGCAAAGAGAGUCGGUCCUACAGGCAAGGCCAUCGGAGUGGACAUGAACAAGAAUAUGGUCGACAAGGCCAAUGCCAACAAAGCUCACACCAAUGCCUCGAACGUUCAGUUCAUCGAAAGCGUCAUCACCUCUAUCCCGCUACCCGACAACACUGCCGACUGUAUCAUCAGCAAUUGUGUCAUCAACCUUGUCCCUGCGGCGGAGAAACAGCUUGCAUUCAACGAGAUGUUCCGACUGCUCAAUCCCGGCGGGCGGGUUGCCAUCAGCGACAUACUGGCGCGCAAGGAGUUUACCGAGGAGAUGAAGAAGAGCAUUGCUCUAUACGUCGGAUGCAUCGCUGGAGCUAGCCAGGUCAGCGAUUAUGAGGCCUUUCUCAAGAAUGCAGGUUUUAACGAUGUUCUCAUCGUGGACAGCAAGAAUGACUUGAAUGUGUACUGUACCGCCGCCGAGGCCAAGACAUCGUGUUGUGGGAUAAACACUGUCGAAGAGGAAGAGGAGGCACCAUCUUGCUGCAGUUCAAAGACGAAAGAGAAUUGCUGCAAGCCGGAGGAAAAGGAGUCAUGCUGCGGAGCUGACUCGUCCACGUGUGCUUGCCAGAACCAGCCGAGUUCGAUGGCAAGUGAAGCCGAGACACUGGCUGCUCGACUAGGGAUCACAGACUUUAACGAAUGGGCAGGCUCCUUCCAGGUGUAUGCUGUCAAACCCGCGGCGAACUGA